Messenger RNA from Hipposideros armiger (great roundleaf bat), 6192 nucleotides. RefSeq names its product Ecm29 proteasome adaptor and scaffold (gene ECPAS). The transcript has 50 exons. The record is from RefSeq and is a predicted model, not a curated record. Gene Ontology annotation, biological process: proteasome assembly; ERAD pathway. Gene Ontology annotation, molecular function: molecular adaptor activity. NCBI's taxonomy places the organism in Eukaryota, Metazoa, Chordata, Mammalia, Chiroptera, Hipposideridae. Gene Ontology annotation, cellular component: nucleus; cytoplasm. The annotation marks the transcript as partial.
AAUCUUAGUACAUUUAACUUAGUAGGGCUUAGUGAUUUCCCUUCACUCGGUAGUCCUCGUUUCUUUGAGCAUCAGACACCUAUACGUGAUCACCGCCUUUCAGUAAGAAAAGGAGUCCAGGGAGCGUGGUCUGGGGCGGUUCGCGGCGCCCGGGCUCGCCCGGGACUGAGUCAGCGCCGGGGCCGAGAAGUUCGGCGGGAGGCGCAGGGCGGGGCUUCCUCCCUCCGACUCCGAACCCGGCUCUACUUUUCGGAGUCCACGUCUCUUCCUUUGGACAGCCGGGGCGGCCCGGGCUAGCGCGAUCGAGCCCCUCGCGGACUGCAGCGCGCGGCUUCUCGGGGCCGAGCCCGCCGGACACCUCCCUUCUGGGCGCCCACCGUGCGGUGCCGAGCGCAGCAUCCGCGGCAUGGAGAACGGCUCGGACUCAGGUACCAGUCUCAGGCCUGCUAUGUUCACUCUUUUCUGCAGAAUAUUAUAUUUUUGUAUUAUCUUGCAGUGAAAAAGGUAUUUCUAAGCAUGACUAGAAACUCAGAAGCCAUAAAAGGAAGGAAUGAUCAGCUUGAACGGGUCUUUUUACGACUUGGCCAUGCUGAAACAGACGAACAGUUACAGAAUAUUAUAUCUAAAUUCCUUCCUCCCGUUUUGCUCAAGCUGUCUAGCACCCAAGAAGGAGUACGCAAAAAGGUAAUGGAACUGUUGGUCCAUCUGAAUAAGCGUAUAAAAAGCCGCCCCAAAAUACAACUUCCAGUGGAGACACUGUUGGUUCAGUACCAGGACCCCGCUGCAGUUUCCUUUGUCACAAAUUUUACUAUAAUUUAUGUUAAGAUGGGCUAUCCUCGCUUACCGGUGGAAAAACAAUGUGAACUGGCCCCUACGCUCCUUACUGCAAUGGAAGGGAAGCCUCAGCCCCAGCAGGAUAGCUUAAUGCAUCUUUUAAUACCAACCCUUUUUCACAUGAAAUACCCUGUUGAAUCAUCAAAAUCAGCUUCUCCCUUUAAUCUUGCUGAGAAACCAAAGACUGUGCAGCUGCUUUUGGACUUCAUGCUAGAUGUCCUUCUAAUGCCUUAUGGAUAUGUGUUAAAUGAAUCCCAGAGUCGCCAAAAUUCAUCUUCAGCACAGGGUUCUUCUUCAAAUAGUGGGGGAGGUUCUGGAAUACCACAGCCUCCCCCAGGAAUGAGCUUUUAUGCAGCUAAACGAGUUAUUGGUGAUAACCCAUGGACACCUGAACAGUUGGAACAGUGCAAAUUGGGCAUAGUGAAAUUCAUAGAAGCUGAACAGGUUCCUGAACUUGAAGCUAUUCUCCACCUGGUGAUUGCUUCUAGUGACACGCGCCACAGUGUGGCAACGGCCGCAGACCUAGAAUUGAAAAGCAAGCAAAGCUUGAUUGACUGGAACAAUCCUGCCAUCAUUAAUAAGAUGUACAAGGUCUACCUUGGAGAUAUACCACUGAAGACAAAAGAGGGAGCAGUCCUGAAGCCAGAGCUGAAAAGGGACCCAGUCAGUACGAGAGUCAAGUUAAAGAUUGUCCCUCAUCUCCUUCGUUCUAGACAAGCUGCGGAAACGUUCCCAGCUAACAUUCAGGUGGUGUAUGAUGGACUUUUUGGUACAAAUACAAAUUCAAAAUUAAGAACAUUAUCCCUGCAAUUUGUGCAUCACAUUUGUAUAACUUGUCCAGAAAUCAAGAUUAAGCCAUUAGGUCCAAUGCUUUUGAAUGGCCUCACCAAGCUCAUCAAUGAAUAUAAAGAAGACCCUAAGCUACUGUCAAUGGCAUAUUCAGCUGUUGGAAAACUCUCCAGCCGAAUGCCCCAUUUAUUCACUAAGGAUAUAGCUCUUGUGCAGCAGCUUUUUGAAGCCCUAUGUAAGGAAGAGCCCGAGACUCGACUUGCUAUUCAAGAAGCGUUAUCUAUGAUGGUUGGAGCUUACAGUACUUUGGAAGGAGCACAGAGAACCCUCAUGGAGGCACUUGUGGCUUCAUACCUAAUAAAGCCUGAAGUUCAAGUUCGACAAGUGGCUGUGAAAUUUGCCAGCACAGUGUUUCCCUCAGAUCAUAUACCUUCCAGAUAUUUGCUCUUACUAGCUGCAGGAGAUCCACGAGAAGAAGUUCAUGGAGAAGCACAACGAGUAUUAAGGUGUCUUCCUGGUAAAAACAAAAAAGAAAGUGCUUCUAAGCAGAUGCCUUCUUUCCCGGAAAUGGUAUAUUAUAUCCAAGAAAAGGUAUGGCAUUUAACUUCAGAUGAUUACUUUUUUUGUUUUUUUUUGUUUUGUUUUUUGUUUUUAGCUAUAGUUCUGUACUUACGAAUGUGCCUAGCUCACAGUGCAGGAGUGGUGCCCACUUCUCAGAGUUUGGCUGAUAUGCAAGAUCACGCCCCAGCCAUUGGACGCUACAUACGAACUUUAAUGUCAGGCAACCAGGCGACUUCCUCUUCUUCCAAGAGUGGAGAAACCAACCCUGUUCAGAUCUACAUUGGCCUGCUGCAGCAGCUGCUCGCCGGCGUUGGAGGUUUGCCAGUCAUGUACUGUCUCUUGGAAGCUGUCUCAGUGUAUCCGGAAAAGUUGGCUACCAAAUUUGUAGACAAAACAGAAUGGAUAAAGAGUCUGAUGAAUAGCAGUAAAGAAGAGAUGCGUGAGCUGGCAGCAUUGUUUUAUUCUGUGGUGGUCUCUACAGUGUCAGGAAAUGAGUUGAAGUCAAUGAUAGAACAGCUUGUAAAGACUACGAAAGAUAAUCAUAGCCCAGAGAUACAGCAUGGAUCCUUGCUUGCAUUGGGAUUCACAGUAGGAAGAUAUUUGGCUAAAAAGAAAAUGAGAAUGGCAGAACAACAAGGCCUGGAGACAAAUGCUGAUUUCCUGCCUGAACAAGAGGAACUCAUCCAGAGUGCCACAGAAACAAUAGGAUCGUUUCUGGAUAGCACAUCGCCACUCCUGGCAAUCGCUGCCUGUACAGCCCUGGGUGAAAUUGGCAGAAAUGGCCCACUCCCAAUCCCCAGUGAGGGGUCUGGCUUCACCAAAUUACAUCUUGUGGAAAGCUUACUAAACAGAAUACCCUCUAGUAAAGAAACAAAUAAGAUGAAAGAACGAGCAAUCCAAACACUGGGAUAUUUCCCAGUCGGGGAUGGAGAUUUUCCUCACCAGAAACUCCUCCUGCAAGGCCUGAUGGACUCUGUGGAGGCCAAGCAGAUAGAACUUCAAUUUACUAUUGGUGAAGCCAUUACCAGUGCUGCGAUAGGAACUAGUUCCGUGGCUGCCCGAGACGCCUGGCUAGUGACUGAAGAAGAAUAUACUCCUCCUCCUGGAGCUAAAGUGAAUGAUGUGGUUCCCUGGGUGUUGGAUGUGAUUUUAAAUAAACAUAUCAUUAGCCCCAACCCACACGUGAGGCAAGCAGCGUGCAUCUGGCUCCUCUCUCUUGUGAGGAAACUGAGUACCCAUAAAGAAGUGAGGUCUCAUCUUAAAGAAAUUCAGAGUGCAUUUGUGUCCGUUUUGUCAGAAAAUGAUGAACUUAGCCAAGAUGUCGCUUCAAAAGGCCUCGGGUUGGUGUAUGAACUGGGCAAUGAACAAGAUCAACAGGAAUUAGUUUCUACGCUUGUGGAAACACUUAUGACUGGCAAAAGAGUUAAACAUGAAGUUUCUGGAGAGACAGUGGUGUUUCAAGGGGGAGGCCUUGGCAAAACACCCGAUGGCCAGGGCCUCUCUACUUACAAGGAGCUUUGUUCUCUGGCAAGUGAUCUUAGUCAACCAGAUCUGGUGUAUAAAUUUAUGAACUUAGCCAAUCAUCAUGCGAUGUGGAACUCUAGGAAGGGUGCUGCUUUUGGUUUUAAUGUAAUUGCUACUAGAGCUGGAGAACAGCUGGCUCCUUUUCUGCCUCAACUGGUUCCUCGUCUCUAUCGUUAUCAGUUUGAUCCCAACCUUGGUAUUCGGCAGGCCAUGACAAGUAUUUGGAAUGCACUGGUCACUGACAAAUCAACGGUGGAUAAGUAUUUGAAGGAAAUUCUUCAAGAUUUGGUUAAGAACCUUACCAGCAAUAUGUGGCGAGUUCGAGAAUCUAGCUGCUUGGCUCUGAAUGAUUUAUUGAGAGGAAGACCCUUAGAUGACAUCAUUGAUAAACUUCCAGAAAUUUGGGAAACUCUUUUUAGAGUACAAGAUGAUAUAAAGGAAUCUGUACGAAAAGCAGCAGAACUAGCUCUGAAAACUCUGAGCAAGGUUUGUGUGAAAAUGUGUGACCCAGCCAAAGGAGCAGCUGGCCAGAGAACCAUCGCUGUCCUUCUGCCUUGCCUUCUGGACAAAGGAAUGAUGAGUCCUGUGACGGAAGUUCGAGCCCUCAGCAUUAACACCCUUGUGAAGAUCAGCAAAAGUGCGGGAGCCAUGUUGAAACCACAUGCACCAAAACUCAUCCCAGCUCUGCUGGAGUCCUUAAGUGUAUUGGAACCCCAAGUUCUCAAUUAUUUGAGCCUCCGGGCUACAGACCAAGAAAAGGCUGCGAUGGAUAGCGCUCGACUCAGUGCUGCCAAAUCCUCUCCCAUGAUGGAAACAAUCAACAUGUGCCUGCAAUAUCUUGAUGUGUCGGUGCUGGGCGAACUAGUUCCAAGAUUAUGUGAAUUGAUCAGAAGUGGUGUAGGUCUUGGAACUAAGGGAGGCUGUGCCAGUGUCAUUGUGUCAUUAACUACUCAGUGUCCCCAGGACCUAACACCAUACUCAGGUAAACUUAUGAGCGCUUUGCUUAGUGGCCUGACAGAUCGGAACAGCGUAAUUCAGAAAUCCUGCGCAUUUGCCAUGGGCCAUUUAGUUCGGACCUCACGGGAUAGCAGCACUGAGAAACUCUUGCAGAAGCUCAAUGGCUGGUAUAUGGAGAAAGAAGAACCCAUCUACAAGACGUCUUGUGCUUUGACCGUUCAUGCUAUUGGACGAUACAGCCCCGACGUGUUGAAGAACCAUGCCAAAGAAGUUUUGCCUUUGGCAUUUCUAGGCAUGCAUGAAAUUGCUGAUGAGGAGAAAUCCGAAAAAGAGGAAUGUAACUUAUGGACUGAAGUGUGGCAGGAGAAUGUACCUGGUUCCUUUGGUGGCAUUCGGUUAUACAUGCAAGAGUUGAUUACCAUUACCCAGAAGGCUUUACAGUCUCAGUCCUGGAGAAUGAAAGCCCAGGGUGCGAUUGCCAUGGCAUCAAUUGCAAAGCAAACCAGCUCCCUAGUACCUCCGCAUCUGGGAAUGAUCCUGACCGCGUUACUGCAAGGCCUGGCUGGAAGAACAUGGGCAGGAAAGGAAGAACUGUUGAAAGCCAUCGCCUGUGUGGUGACAGCUUGCAGUGCAGAGCUGGAAAAGCCCGUGCCCAAUCAGCCCAGCACAAACGAGAUUCUCCAGGCUGUUCUGAAGGAGUGUGGCAAAGAGAACCUCAAAUACAAAAUUGUAGCAAUCAGCUGUGCAGCAGAUGUCUUGAAGGCCACCAAAGAGGACAGAUUCCAGGAGUUUUCUGACAUUGUCAUACCUCUCAUCAAGAAGAACUCACCUGAAAGCAUUGGAGUCCGGACAACCAAGAAUGAAGAUGAGAAUGAGAAGGAAAAGGAGCUCCAGCUGGAAUCCCUGCUAAGAGCCUUUGAGAGCCUGGGCAAAGCCUGGCCCCGGAAUGCGGAGACGCAGCGUUGUUAUCGUCAGGAGCUAUGCAAAUUGAUGUGUGAACGGCUAAAGCUCAGCACCUGGAAAGUGCAGCUGGGAGUCCUACAGUCAAUGAAUGCCUUUUUUCAGGGAUUAAUGCUUUUGGAAGAAGAACAUGCAGAUCCUGAGGCUUUGGCUGAAAUUCUCCUUGAAACUUGUAAAUCAAUCACGUACUCUUUAGAAAACAAGACCUAUUCAUCUGUGAGAACAGAAGCUUUAUCUGUGAUAGAAUUACUGCUUAAAAAACUUGAAGAAUCUAAACAGUGGGAAAGUUUGACAUCUGAAUGCAGAACACUCCUGAUUGAAUCGUUAGCAACUAUGGAGACAGACAGCAGACCCGAGCUGCAGGAAAAAGCAUCCUUACUGAAGAAAACACUUGAAAAUCUGGAAUAAAUUAGAACGGGAAGAGACAAAUAAGUGCCAUGUUCUUUGGGGUUGAAAUGAUGGUAUUCUUUGAAAAACAAAGUGGGGAAAAGUAAAGAUUAAUCUGUAGCAUGCAUCAUUCCUUGGCUGAAAUAAUAAUAAAAAAAAUGCCUUAAAUUUUGUUCCUUA